GAAUGUGUAGUAAACUGUUCCCACUACAGAACUGAGUGACCAAUGGCCACUCACUACAAGAUAAAUUGGCCACAUCAUUGUGAAACAAAAGCAAAUUGACGAAACCUGUCAAGUUGGUAAAGAAAUAUCCCAACGCAUUAACUUUCUGGAACCGAAGCACACCUUUACAUAUUCCAAGGUGGGCUUGUUUAGGCAAGUUAAAAAGAACCUUUGUAAUUUACAACAGAUCCCAAGAUGAAGCUCUUUGAGACCAGCUUGAUUUUCCUGUCAUGGAUUUCCAUAUGUUAUUGUCAAUGUCCCUGGUCUCGAGAGUUAUUGGACCUUCACUCUGAUUGUAUUUGUGCUUUCAACAGUGUCCAAAGACUGUCCAUUCAAUGUAGUCCUGUGAACUUCCCACGCCUUAUGUCUGCUCUUCAUACUUCGGUUCAAAACAUUCCUAUAGAUUUAAUGUAUGUAAGCAAUGGUUCCAUUGCGACAAUAGAGGAUGGAACAUUUCAUGGUUUAGAUAUUCAAAGUCUUCAUCUUGCCAACAGUAAGAUUUCCAACUUGUCCUUGAAAGCCUUCGAAGGACUGGAAACAACCCUAACCAGUCUUAACCUUCACAACAAUCUCUUAACAGAAAUACCUAUCCAGCAAAUUGGAAGGCUGACCACAUUAAAACAGCUUGACUUGUCCCACAAUAAGCUGACCAAUGUCCCAGAUGGCGCCUUCCAGAACUUGCCUUUGGCUACUCUGAAGCUUUCGGACAACAAGCUGAAGAUUUCUGACGGAGCCUUUAAAGGCCUGCAAGGAACGCUGAAAACUCUGAAUCUAAAAAGUUCUGGGCUAGAGAGUAUGCCCAAAGCAAUCCAAAAACUAAGUGCUUUAUCUUUCCUAGAUGUGGCCCAAAAUCAGCUGUCAAGCUUGGAACCUGGAUUUUUGCAAGACUUGCAUUCUCUGACAGCAAUCAAUAUGGAGAGGAACCGCCUGUUGAAGGUGGACAGCAAAGCUUUCCGUGGAGUUAAUGACAGUCUGAGUUCUUUGUCACUGCUCAACAACCUACUAGUGGAAUUUCCAGUAGAUGCUGUCUCGUCUCUUACAAAACUCAGGGUUUUGGACCUCGGAUUCAACGGCAUUCGUAUCUUGCCCGAAGAUGCUUUUAAGAACAAUCUUCAUUUGACACUUCUUGCUCUGGAUGGGAAUCCCAUAUCUACAGUUCCCCUGGUGGCGUUUCAACAUCUCAAAUCUUCCCUCAGAGGAAUUAGUAUCGGAGGGCCUUAUCUGGAAUGCGACUGUCGAAUCAGAUGGAUAGUAGAGUGGGUUCGAGACAAUGAUCUUCAAGUCACUAGUCGAGAGAAAAAUCCUCAAUUCUGUGGAAAACCAGAAAGCCUUCAACGUCGAAACUUCUUCCAAUUAAGCCCUACUGAACUCCAGUGUGAAAAUGAACCACAAAUAACAACACUUAAAACAACAACGUAUACACCAAGUGAUGCUGUGGUGACUGAACCUCCACGUAGUAAAGAACCAAAGUUCCUUCCUUAUCCCGUUCAGAGUUUUCCUUCCACCAGCAAGACAUACUCUCCUGCUAUAGACCUUGGCCAACCAGUCCAACCAAAACGAAAGACCACAGCCACUUUUCCAUCUUACCAAACGACGCCGUCACCUACCACUAGAUUAACUGAAACCCAAACAUCUCUAACGUCUAGGAGCUCGGGUAUUGUAGCAGUUGAUAGUUCAUCUGCAGGGACAAAAAUACCUUACCCAGUAAUAGAGGAGGUGAAGAUUCGCGAUGCCUUUAGGACCGGCAAUUCUAUAAUGGUUGAAUGGGAUUCUAAUUCUUCCAACCUGCUGGGAUUCCAAGUAGUAUACAGAGUGUUUGGGGAAGAGCAAUUCACACGAGGUCCUUCGCUCGUUGCCAGUCAACGCCAGUAUGCCAUCCCCAAUGUACCUACUGACGAUUGUGUUAUUGUCUGUGUAGUCACUCUGGAAGACAUCCCUAACCUUUCUGUAGAUGCUAUCCCAUAUAGUCAGUGUAGGGAAAUCAAAAACAGUGAGAGCAGACAUGCUUUGGAUAAGAUUGUAAUAGCAGGUUCUGCUGCAGUGUGUGGAGUUAUUAUUAUCGCAGUCAUCAUUUUUGUUUGUUGCUAUUGUCGCAAACAAAAAAAGGAGAAACCGACGCUUCCACCACCCACUACAGGGGCGCCAGCAGUAAAGUCUGAGCAUGAGUGGGAAUCUGCAUCCAUGUACAGUGGACGUAGCAUUCCUCGACCCCGUAUGUACCAGUCUGAUCCCAAUGGUUCAAUCAAUCACAGUUUCAUCAUGGACGACAAUCGCUCCCACUUAUCCCAUUACUCUCAGGUGCCCAAUGGCCAUGUUAGUAACAGACCAACGGCUGAUGGUCAAUCUCAUCGUUCUUACACACAAUUAUCUCAUCGAUUUGGUGACCAUUUAAGUCUUGGUAAUCCAGACAUACGCAAGUCUCAACAGUCUCUUUCCCAAUUAUCUGGUCACCACUCAUUUCUUGGAAGUCAUAUCUCGGCUCCACCAAAGAAGAAAAAAACUCGAAGAGACAACAAACGGAUAACAUCUGCCAGCUCCGUCCACUCACUCACUGAAUACGAAAGCGACUGGAAUGGAAAAUCAGACAAUUGGAAGGAUCAAGAUGUAGACAUCUACGUGGGUCGAACUCACGUUGCUCCACCUCAUGGUAAAUACAGGAAAGAUUAUGGUGCAAGAUGAACAGUAGCAUUGAAAUUAUGAAGACAUAUGAUUUUCUAAUAAUUUGAGGUACAUGCAAACGUGCACGGAUUCCUUUUAGUCAAACUGUGGCAUCGUUCCCAAAAUAUGGGGUGCUGAAGUGCCAAAUACAAGCAGUGUGGAAUCCUCCUAAGAAGUUCGAAAGAUCUACAAUUCUUUUUUGAACUCUUCACUAACAUAAGGUUGAAGACGCGAUGUAAAUGUGUAAUACACUGUAAACAAAUCUGUCAAA
Limulus polyphemus (Atlantic horseshoe crab) is the source of this 2968-nucleotide messenger RNA. RefSeq names its product vasorin-like. Lineage: Eukaryota; Metazoa; Arthropoda; Merostomata; Xiphosura; Limulidae. Gene Ontology annotation, molecular function: protein binding. The transcript is spliced from 4 exons. The coding region runs from base 235 to 2718 and encodes 827 amino acids. The record is from RefSeq and is a predicted model, not a curated record.